This is a messenger RNA of Penicillium robsamsonii, 858 nucleotides long. RefSeq names its product lytic polysaccharide monooxygenase auxiliary activity family 9 protein. Lineage: Eukaryota; Fungi; Ascomycota; Eurotiomycetes; Eurotiales; Aspergillaceae. The coding region runs from base 1 to 858 and encodes 285 amino acids. The transcript has 3 exons. The record is from RefSeq and is a predicted model, not a curated record.
AUGAAGUUCUCCCUUCUCGCUGCCGCGGCCAUUGCGCCCAUGGUCUCGGCCCAUUAUUUCUUUGACACCCUCGUCAUUGACGGCAAGGAAACUUCCGAGUACGUCCGCUCCAAUACGCGUGCCGCCAAGUACAACCCUACCAAAUGGGUCAACUCCCGCGACGACAUGACCCCUGAUGUUCUUGACUUCCGCUGCAACAAGGGUGCCUUCAGCUUCGCUGACACAACUGGUACCGCGGAGGUCAAGGCCGGAUCUAAGCUUGCUCUGAAGCUUGCCGUUGGUGCUAGAAUGGAGCACCCUGGUCCUGCCCUCGUGUACAUGUCCAAGGCUCCCAGCACUGCCAAUCAAUACCAGGGCGACGGCGAGUGGUUCAAGAUCCAUCAAGAAAGCGUCUGCGACAAGAACAAGGACUUUACCAAGGAUGCCUGGUGUACCUAUGGUAAGGAUCGUAUUGAGUUCACGAUUCCUGCGGCCCUACCAGACGGGGAGUAUCUGAUUCGACCAGAGCACAUUGGUGUGCACGGCGCUCACGUUGGGCAAGCCGAGUUCUAUAACACCUGCGCUCAAGUCAAGGUCAUCGGUGGUGGCAAUGGAACCCCCGGACCUACCGUCAACUUCCCCGGUGCUUACAAGAAGGAUGACCCUUCGUUCAAUUUCAGUAUCUAUAAUGGCUACAAGGAUUACCCUAUGCCUGGUCCGGAAGUCUGGGAUGGUGGGUCGGACUCUAGCUAUGCUUCGAACGUGGCUAGCACCAAUGCUACAGUUGCCGCUACCACUUCCGAUGAGAAGGAUGAGGACACCUGCGAUAGCAGCUUCACUCGGUGCGCACGCUCCUGUUUCCAGCUACUAAAGGACUAG